Messenger RNA from Salvelinus sp. IW2-2015, 477 nucleotides. Lineage: Eukaryota; Metazoa; Chordata; Actinopteri; Salmoniformes; Salmonidae. The record is from RefSeq and is a predicted model, not a curated record.
AUGCUCACCAUGCCCACCAUGCUCACCAUGCCCACCAUGCUCACCAUGCCACCAUGCCCCCAUGCCCACCAUUGCCAUCCCCCAUGCCCCCAUGCCUCCAUGCCCACCAUGCACACCAUGCUCCCAUCUAGAAUAGCCAUGCAGGCAGUGAGGAAAUGCCACAUCCUGUCCAGUUUAUUCCUUCUGCUGAUCAGCUCGGGCCAGUGCAUGGACAGCAAGGAGGUGAGGCAGAAAGAGAGAAGGAUCCUGCUGGACCAUGUCUUACAGGUUAACGGAGACAGCCAACGGGGGGACAAGCCUUCAGUCUCCAGUCGCUAUAACAGUGACCUCUUCCCCACAGCCCAAGACAUGAAGUUCUCCUCUGGAGAAAAGCCUUUAUAUGUUCCUAGGCUGGAUAACAGCAAACCCAUAGAUAAUGUCCCAAGAGAUAUAAACCUGAAAGACAAGUUCAUAAAGCAUUUCACAGAAGCUCGCUAA